This is a messenger RNA of Astrephomene gubernaculifera, 5857 nucleotides long. The record is from the annotation of a GenBank genome assembly. NCBI's taxonomy places the organism in Eukaryota, Viridiplantae, Chlorophyta, Chlorophyceae, Chlamydomonadales, Astrephomenaceae.
CGUACUCAUCCGACAGCUGAACAUGACAGCGCUUGCGGCAGAGGCUGCAUGGCUGCUUACUCCUCGCCUCCUUCCUAUAAGGCAACCUUGUCUUACUUUUAUACCUAUGUCCUUACGUUUCCGAAGAGACACAGCUUGAAUGAAAAGGGCACCAUGCGACGCAUAGGUGACCGUGCUGACUCCAGUCCUCACGCAAAGUUUACUUAAUAAUCUGACCGGCGGCGCAGCUUGUAAUAUAGCAAGUUAUCAUACGCAGCCAUGCCGCGGAAGAGUGCUAGGUCAGCCGGCCCGGUCCUCGUCUCUGACCUCUCCGAUGAAUCCUUUGGUUCAUUCUUACGUCUUCUCGGGAAGAGGGGGAAACUUGGCGUGGAUGGCGUGGCUGAGCUGACUCGCCAACAGUACACUAAUGUUUGCUCAGCGCUAGAGCAACAAGUGCAGGCGGCACUGCUUGUUGUCUUUCCCGAGUUGGAUGCGGGCCAGGAGCAGGAGCAACACGCCACAUACGACGUGGAGGGCGCCAUCCUUGUCCUCUAUGGUGCAGCACUGCUGUCGCACGAGCUUUUAAUGCGGAGCCAACAACAGCCAUGUGACGCGUUGGUCAACACCGCACGCAUGCUUCAUGACUACGUCCUCAUGAAUAACCUGUGCCCGGAGCUGGAGAGCUUGGUCAUCGACUUGCAGGACGCAGCGCUGAAGCUGUGCUGUUCAUGGUGGGAGCGUCGAGCGGUGGACAAAGAAUUCCUCAUUACACGGGCCAUUCCCUACUUGCUGUGUCGCGCUGUCCAGGGCUUGCACAAGCCCAAGACCUCCUUCAUAAAGCUGUGCUACUCGAUGCGGGACGCAAUGGAGCUGCUGGAGUGGGACGACGAAACCAUCAAAGACACCAAGUCGCUGUUGUUGUUUGCCGCCUUCCACCCGGCGUUCCUGCGCGAGUCCGAAGGCCGCCGCUUCGUGGCAUGGUGCUUCCGCCUGGAGCCGCAAAUGACCAACGAGCUGUUUGCCAUCAUCCGGAACCAGAUCCCGUCCAACCAGCCGGCCACGCUGGCCGCAUACGGCGAGAUCCUGUUCCGGGCGUGGCGCGACACGGUGGGCCCCUGCGCGGCGGAGGUGGAGUCGGAGAUACAGACGCUCAUGCAGGCAGCCAUCACGGCGUCCACGGCCAGCCUGGCAAAGGCAAUUCGCUCGGUGCUCAACGGCCUCCACAGCCAGAAGAACCUCGAGAAGCGCAUCAACCCAGCGUUGGUCCGGCUGUACGACCCCAUCCUGCCCCGGGCUUUCGCCGCCGCCAACGCGGAGGUGCGCCGCAACGCCGUGAACCUGCUUGCGGCGGCCUUUCCCAUUGUGGAUCCUGAGGCCGGCGCUGCCGAGAACAACACACGCAUGACGCACCAGCUGGGCUUGUUUUUGGAAAGCCUGGGGGAUGCCUGCCCAAGCGUGCGUGAGGCGGCGGUUGAGAGCUGCUGCCGCUGUCUCAAGUUCUUCUGGGAGAUCAUCCCGGCAGCGACCAGCGCAAAAAUGAUUGGCGACAUGACCGGCAAGCUGGCGUUUGAUGGCUCCUCGCGUGAUGUCCGCAUCGCCGUGCUGCGCGGCAUGCGCUCGCUGCUGGACAGCCAACACGCGCUCCCGGUGCUCAAGAAAGCCCUGCCUGGUCUGGCCGACCUGCUGUGCGACAGCGACCCCAAGGUCCGUGACGCGUUGGCUGACCUGCUCGUGGGGGUCGGCACCUGCCGGGGGCUGCCCAUCUCGAGUGUGGUGUCGCUGGAGCACCUCCUGGAGACGCUGGCAGUGGACGCAAACCCGGAGGUGGCGGGCAAGAUUGCGCGCAUCCUGGUGCCCAGCUAUUUCCCGAACGCACAAGAAGGCGCGGCCCGCCUUGGAGCCCUACUGCGAAGCAAACCAGAGGCGGGUCUGGCCUUUUGCCGCCACCUUGUGGCCCGCUUCCUGCCGAGCAACCCACGGGUCAAAAACGGCGGCAAGGGCAAGGUUGAGUUCACUGCUUCUGUCCCACUGGAGCAGAUCCUGCAGCUCUUUGGGGAUCUGUUCUCGCACCUGUUGACGUCUGGGGCGGGGCUGGGGCAGGCGGCCGCCGCCGCUCAGCAGCAACCGGCGAACAAGCGGGCCAAAAGUGCUGCCAAGCAGCGCGGCGGGAAGGGGGCAGGCGGUCAGGAGGCGCCGGUUCGCAAGAAGCGCGCUAAGAAGAAGGCAGCGGGAUCGCCCAACGACCUAGAUGACGACGACGGCGCCGACCAGCAGGGAGCCGACAACAACGACACGCCUGAUGCCAGCGGGGCGCAACCAGCUAGCGCUGUCAGCGACGAGGAAGUCCUACAGGAUGCCAUCACGGAGACGGAGGAGGGCUGGCUGGCGAUUCUGGAGGGCCUGGUGCAGGUGGCGGAGGGGAUCUGCGCCGCGGUCGCCAACACCGAGGAGUGCAGCGCGGCGGAUGUGGGGGCGGUGCUGAGCAGCGAGGACAGCCUGGUACAACUGCUGUCAACGGCCGAGGAUACACUGCGCAAACCAAAGGCUGUGAAGCUGGUGCUCAAGCUUGUGGCGUCCCUGUACUUCACGUCUGCCGCACGAAGCGUACGGGCUGUGCUGUUUGAUCGGUUGGCGCAGGGCACCCUGUCUGGGUUGAGAGCGGGCGGUGGCGACGACGCCAUGGAGAUCGACGGUUCAGCUUCGUCUCAGCAUCGGGACGUGGGGCUGCUGGUGGAGUUCCUGAAGGCACUGGCAGCUGGCUGCACCGGUCCCAAGCUUGCAGCGAUGCUGGCGGCGGCCCUGGGCGUCAGGGAGCCGCAGCCAAUCCGCAAACCAGCUGCACCGAAGAAGGCCUCGAAGGCGGGUAAAGGCGACCGCGAUGCCUGCUGCAACGGCGAGGGCCGCGAUCUACUGGACCAGAUCCUUGGUGGCGGCGACGUGGGGAAGGCUGGCCACGGCAAGGAAGAGGGCUGCGACGCGGACAAUGUUGUCUGCGUGGCUUGCAAGCGUCCCGAGCCGGCCGACACCUUGCUACUUUGCGACGGCUGCGACGUGGGGUGCCAUACGCACUGCCUACGGCCCGCUCUCCAGGAAAUCCCAGAGACUGACUGGUUCUGCUGGCAGUGCGAGACGCAGCUGCAACACGUGCAGCUGCUCGCGGCCGAUGCCGGGCGCUGCGUGGGCCUGCUGCUGCAGCUGGAGGAGGGGCGCGCGCUGCUGUGCGACCACCCCGACUUUGGCGGCAUGGUCCAGGCCAUGCACCAGCUUGCCAUCGAGGAGGCCGACGCCAUCAACAGCAUGGCCCAGGAGGGCGCCGCCGAUGAGGCUGACAGUGCACCCGCCGCCGGGACCGCCUGCUCGGCUGACAACGCUGACGACCGCGCCCUUCACCUGGGCGACCCGUGGGGCGCUCUGUCCCGGUACUGUCGUGCUGCCCUGCAUCGGGCCAUGUGGACCGCCAGGCCAAGGACCGAGGCCAUCGAGGCACCUGAGGCGCCUUCGGUGCAGCCAACACCCGCCUCAGCAGGCCGUGACCGCCGCAAGAAGAAAGCUGUGGCUGAGACGCCGGCGGCAUCGGAGCGAGGCAGGAGCCAGAUGCCCACGGAGGAUGGCGGAGACGAGGAUGCGCUGUUGCAGGGUUUCUACGAGAUCGUGCCGGUCAUUGACUACGCGGUUCAGACGUGUGCCCAGCUCGCGAGCCUGGUCGUGGAAGGCCAAAGCCUGGCCGCCCAUCUGGCGGCGCUGCAGUACAGCCACGACCUGUUGCGCGUGUUGCACUUUGUGCAGUCCAACGACCUUAUGAACAUGAGCGCUGAGUACGUCGGAACCAUUGCCGGCCUCUGCAGCACGCAGGCGGGGCUCGUCCACGCUGCAGCAACCGCCCUUGCCAGCCAAGGCGGCGGCUCGCAGCAACAGCAGGCCUGCGUCUCCUGCAGCCUGCAAGUGGUCCUGCUACUGGCCCAGCAGCUGGCGGAGGCUGUUCGGAAAGGCGCGUCUGAAGAUGCCCCUGACAGCAGUGCCAAUGGCGGCGCUAUGACGCCGGGGCCGGCCUUCGGCCGCCGGCGGAAGGCUGCUGCUGACGGCGAUGCAGGCGAGGACGCUGAUGAGUUGCCCUCGCAGCAGCUCCAGGCGCGUAUGGAGGCGGUGCGCGACGAACGGGACGCGCAGGAGGAUACCGAGGGGCAGGAGGUGGCGGAUGUGGAGGAGCCACCUGCGCCGGACGUGUCGGUUGGGCGUUUGGCGGAGGUGCUGGUGGCGCUGCUGUGCGACGCCGCCGUUGCGGACCUGCUAAAGGGAGCGGUGCGGAAUGGCGCUGCUGACCUUAUUAACGAGCUGCUUACGUUGACGAAGGAGGUCGCUCCCGGGGGCUGGCUGGACACCUUGAGCACCGCAACGGGCAUGACGCUCACCCAUGACCCACGGGUCACUUCGGAGCUGGACGACAUCCUCCAGCCCCAGGCCGCAGGCAACAACGACGGCGUCGAGGGCAACGACCAAGCAGGUGGAGCCGACGCAGACGACGGUGCCAGCGACGUGCAGCGGCCGGGUCGCGCUGGCGGCAAGAAGGCGGCGGCUGCAGCGAUGUCAGCGAAGGAGAAGGCGCAGAAAGAGCAGGCGACGAAGCUGUCGGAGCUUCUGCAGCGGGAGAGCCCUGCCGUGGGCACCAUGGCAACGGUCCUCGUGCGGGUCUGCGUUGCGCGGAAGGCGCACGGCCGUGCCAUGCUGCUGUUGGCACCGCUGGCCAGCCGGUGGCUAACAGCUGACGCAAAUGGCGCGACGGAAGGUGCUGUUCAGCAGCAGGAGGAUGGCGGCGAGGAAGACGCAGCUGCGAAGGCAGCUAUCAGCUCCCUGGGCGCUGCGGUGUUGUUGACGCUGUGCAGGGCUGAGGAACCGGCGGCGGGCAUGGCGCAGACGCUGCAGCCUGCGGCACGGCGCAGGGCAGGCGGCGCGCCUGUACAAGACGCAGCGGCGCAAGCUGAGCAUGCGCAGGGGCUUGGGGUGCUGCGGCGGGCUGUGCAGCAGGGCGGGACUCCGCAACAGGAGCAGCAGGACCAGCCGGAAGGCGAGGACGGUGCUGCGACCGGGCUGCGUCAGGUGCAGGGCUUGGCGCGACUUUUGGUGCAGCAACUGGCUGGGGGGCCUGUCGCCGCUAGCAGCUGACCUUGGCUUACGGUGGUCCGGAACGUGUACUGGAUGUUUUAUACAUGUGUUGACGUCAGGCGAUCGGGGUCUUCGCCCUAACCUUACAGCGCCGCACUUCGGCAUUGUGAUCCGUGUUUUAAGUUCAAAAUGGCUAACAGACCUGCUUCUGUUGCGUCAAGCAACAGGGCUUCAACUCUCGUAAAUGUGUGCCGCAAAAAGGUCUUACACAGCGUGCUGUUGAGCGUCCUCGUGUGUUAGUUCAAGUUCAUUUUCUCUUCGUGCGUGCAUGUUACCGACGUUUGGGACACCACCAAUGUGGCGGCUCCGAGGCUUGCAGCCUAGCGCAGUGUGUCCGGGUCCGUGUUGGCUUCUCCUACUGUGCUGGCUGUGCAGUGUGCAGUAUAGGGAAACAUUUUCCCUAACUGCGGUCGGUCUUGUGAAGACCCGUGGGACAAUCGUGUCAGUUACUACCCAGUGCAAGCACUCAGACAACACAGCGGUGGACUACCGUCUUAUUUUCCGGACAGCAAGACCAUAGAGCUGUUUCGAUUGCCAUCUCAAACCAAUUCGAAAACCGCCCCUGAGCUUCCAACGCCUGUCCAUUGUCCACUCAUGUCCGAGCUCUAUUAAACAACCGCCAAGCAAGAACGCUGCUCGUUUCUCCCAGAUGUGGCAAGGCGAGUUUCCGUUCUUCACUACAGCCCUCCUACAGGGCAAAUCAAAACACCUUUGCAAC